GCUCCUUCUUCCCUCCCUAGCCGAGAUCUGCACUGUGGGCUUCAUAGCCCUCCUGUUUACAAGAUUCUGGCUCCUCACUGUCCUGUAUGUGGCCUGGUGGUAUCUGGACCGAGACAAGCCACGGCAGGGGGGCCGGCACAUCCAGGCCAUCAGGUGCUGGACUAUAUGGAAGUACAUGAAGGACUAUUUCCCCAUCUCGCUGGUCAAGACUGCUGAGCUGGACCCCUCUCGGAACUACAUUGCGGGCUUCCACCCCCAUGGAGUCCUGGCAGUCGGAGCCUUUGCCAACCUGUGCACUGAGAGCACAGGCUUCUCUUCGAUCUUCCCCGGUAUCCGCCCCCAUCUGAUGAUGCUGACCUUGUGGUUCCGGGCCCCCUUCUUCAGAGAUUACAUCAUGUCUGCAGGGUUGGUCACAUCAGAAAAGGAGAGUGCUGCUCACGUUCUGAACAGGAGGGGUGGCGGAAACUUGCUGGGCAUCAUUGUAGGGGGUGCCCAGGAGGCCCUGGAUGCCAGACCUGGAUCCUUCACGCUGUUACUGCGGAACCGAAAGGGCUUUGUCAGGCUCGCCCUGACACAUGGGGCACCCCUGGUGCCAAUCUUCUCCUUUGGGGAAAAUGACCUAUUUGACCAGAUUCCCAACUCUUCUGGCUCCUGGUUGCGCUGUAUCCAGAAUCGGUUGCAGAAGAUCAUGGGCAUCUCCCUCCCACUCUUUCAUGGCCGUGGUGUCUUCCAGUACAGCUUUGGUUUAAUACCCUACCGCCGGCCCAUCACCACUGUGGUGGGGAAGCCCAUCGAGGUACAGAAGACGCUGCAUCCCUCGGAGGAGGAGGUGAACCAGCUGCACCAGCGUUAUAUCAAAGAGCUGUGCAACCUCUUCGAGGCCCACAAACUUAAGUUCAACAUCCCUGCUGACCAGCACUUGGAGUUCUGCUGAGCCCAAAGGGCAGGGCCAACAUUAGGGAGCCCAGCAGGAGGUGCUGUGCUCUGAGAAGACUUCCUGGAGGUGUUUGUUGAACAUAUCUGCAGAGCCUUCCCAGACUCCUGGAAAUCCAACCCAUAUCAGGCUGUAAGUCAGAGCAGGCAAUGCAGAAGAGGAGACCAGACUCUGGCACUGCAAUCUGCACUCCUGCUGCAAGACCUCUGCGAGCCUCCUGCUCCUUGGCUUCUGUCUGCUCAUCAGUGGAAUGGGAGAGAGGGCUAGAGGAGAAUGGUUUCUGAGGUCUCUGUUCUCUAUUGUAAUGUCACUCAAACAUUAUAAAAGGAAAUGCAGGGAAAAAAAGAGAA
Molecule: messenger RNA, 1284 nt
Organism: Gorilla gorilla gorilla (western lowland gorilla)
Lineage: Eukaryota; Metazoa; Chordata; Mammalia; Primates; Hominidae
Gene: MOGAT2
Product: monoacylglycerol O-acyltransferase 2
Exons: 5
Coding region: 176-934 (252 amino acids)
Biological process (GO): triglyceride biosynthetic process; diacylglycerol biosynthetic process
Cellular component (GO): endoplasmic reticulum membrane
Molecular function (GO): diacylglycerol O-acyltransferase activity; 2-acylglycerol O-acyltransferase activity
Source: RefSeq, a predicted model, not a curated record